AUGGAGGCGAUCUCGCACGCGGGCACUGUUCUGGGCAUCCUAGCCAAGGACGGUGUCGUGCUCGCGGCGGAGAAGAAGGUCACGAGCAAGCUCCUGGAGCAGGACAAGAGCUCUGAAAAGGUGUUCCAGCUCAGCGGCAACGUCAUUGCAGGCGUCGCUGGCCUGACGGCCGAUGCGAACUCGCUCGUGAACUACGCGCGGAAUGCGGCGCAAAAGUACCUGCUUUCGUACGAUGACGAAAUCCCUGUCGAGCAGCUCGUGCAGCGCCUGUGCGACAUGAAGCAGGGCUACACGCAGUUUGGUGGUCUCCGUCCGUUCGGUGUGUCUUUCCUGUACGCAGGUUACGACCCCCACCACGAGUUCCAGCUGUACCAGUCGGACCCCUCGGGCAACUACUCGGGCUGGAAGGCGAUGUGCAUCGGCAUGAACAACGGCACGGCGACCAGCCUCUUGAAGCAGGAAUAUAAGGAGGACUUUAGCGUCCAGGACGCACUGGGCCUCGCCGCCCGCGUGUUGAGCAAGACGAUGGACACGACGGCGAUGGAGAGCGACAAGCUGGAAUUUGCCGUGCUUGUGCGCAACCCCCGGACAGGCGAGCCCCAGCCGCAUAUCCUCUCGCCGGAAGAGAUUGAUAGCGUGCUCAAGCGGCAAAAGCUCGCCAAGGUCGACGAGAACGCGACGGGUGACACGAUGGCCGUGGAUGCAUAG
Malassezia japonica is the source of this 708-nucleotide messenger RNA. RefSeq names its product proteasome endopeptidase complex (gene PRE9). The record is from RefSeq and is a predicted model, not a curated record. NCBI's taxonomy places the organism in Eukaryota, Fungi, Basidiomycota, Malasseziomycetes, Malasseziales, Malasseziaceae. Gene Ontology annotation, cellular component: nucleus; proteasome core complex; cytosol. The transcript is spliced from 2 exons. The coding region runs from base 1 to 708 and encodes 235 amino acids. Gene Ontology annotation, biological process: proteasomal protein catabolic process.